AUGCUGACGGCGGUUGAGGAGUGGAAGCACCAGGAGAAAGUGGGUAAGCAGUGGCGGAACAAGCUGCAACGGCUGGUGUCAGCUGCAGUGGCGAAGCAGCGACAGAGGUUGCCGAUGAAGAACCAGCAGGAGAUGAAGGCGCAGGAGAAGGGUAAGCAGCAGCGGCUGGCGAAGGCGGCAGGGGAGAAGGCGGCACAGGAGAAGGUGGCACAGGAGAAGGCGGCACAGGAGAGGGCGGCACAGGAGAAGGCGGCACAGGAGAAGGCGGCACAGGAGAAGGUGGCACAUGAGAAGGCGGCACAGGAGAAGGCGGCAGAGGAGAAGGCGGCACAGGAGAAGGCGGUAGAGGAGAAGGCGGUACAGGAGAAGGCGGCACAGGAGGAGGCGGCACAGGAGAAGGCGGCACAGGAGAAGGUGGUUCAGGAGAAGGUGGCACAUGAGAAGGCGGCACAGGAGAAGGCGGCACAGGAGAAGGCGGCACAGGAGAAGGUGGCACAUGAGAAGGCGGCACAGGAGAAGGCGGCAGAGGAGAAGGCGGCACAGGAGAAGGCGGCACAGGAGAAGGCGGCACAGGAGAAGGUGGUUCAGGAGAAGGCGGCGCAGGAGAAGGCGGCGCAGGAGAAGGCGGCGCAGGAGAAGGCGGCGCAGGAGAAGGCGGCGCAGGAGAAGGCGGCGCAGGAGAAGGCGGCGCAGGAGAAGGCGGCGCAGGAGAAGGCGGCACAGGAGAAGGCGGCACAGGAGAAGGCGGCACAGGAGAAGGCGGCACAGGAGAAGGCGGCACAGGAGAAGGCGGCACAGGAGAAGGUGGUUCAGGAGAAGGCGGCGCAGGAGAAGGCGGCGCAGGAGAAGGCGGCGCAGGAGAAGGCGGCGCAGGAGAAGGCGGCGCAGGAGAAGGCGGCGCAGGAGAAGGCGGCACAGGAGAAGGCCGCACAGGCGACGCCGGCACAGGCGAUGCCGGGACAGGCGACGCCGGCAGAGGCACAGGCGACGCCGGCAGAGGCACAGGCGAUGCCGGCAGAGGCACAGGCGAUGCCGGCAGAGGCACAGGCGACGCCGGCAGAGGCACAGGCGACGCCGGCAGAGGCACAAGCGACGCCGGCACAGGCGACGCCGGCACAGGCGGGGCCGGCACAGGCGGGGCCGGCACAGGCGGGGCCGGCACAGGAGAUGGCGACACAGGCGGCGGCGUCACAGGUGGCGUCGGCACAGGCGACGCUAGCAGAGGCACAGGCGACGCCAGCAGAGGCACAGGCGACGCCGGCACAGGCGAUGCCGGCACAGGCGGGGCCGGCACAGGCGGGGCCGGCACAGGAGAUGGCGACACAGGCAGCGGCGUCACAGGUGGCGUCGGCACAGGCGACGCCGGCAGAGGCACAGGCGACGCCAGCAGAGGCACAGGCGACGCCGGCACAGGCGGGGCCGGCACAGGCGGGGCCGGCACAGGAGAUGGCGACACAGGCGGCGGCGUCACAGGUGGCACCGGCACAGGCGACGCUGGCAGAGUCGGCGUCGGCACAGGCGACGCCGGCAGUGGCGGCGCCGGCACAGGAAAUGGCGGCACAGGCGGCCCCGGCACAGGAGAUGGCGGCACAGGCUGCGCCGGCACAGGAGGCGGCGGCACUGGCAGCACAGGCGGCGGCGUCACAGGUGGCGGCGUCGGCAGUGAAGGCGAAGGUUCAUGAGGUGACACUGGCAGAUCAGGUGGCGCGAGAGGAGACGGCGGGACAGGCGAACACGGCAUCGGGGAUCGCGGGAUGGGCGAUGGCGGCGGGUCAGGCGGCAGCACAUAAGGCGGUGAUGGCAGACUAUGUGAAUGCGUCGAGGCCAGAGGAUGUGAGUAGGGCAACGAAGGCGGCAAUGGAGAAAGCACUGGAGAAUGCGGGAAAGGUGAAUUUGAAGCAAGGGCUGCAGAAGCAGCAGCAGCAGCAGGUUCUAGGAUGGUUGUCUGUAUUAUGA
Messenger RNA from Closterium sp. Naga37s-1, 1956 nucleotides. The record is from the annotation of a GenBank genome assembly. NCBI's taxonomy places the organism in Eukaryota, Viridiplantae, Streptophyta, Zygnematophyceae, Desmidiales, Closteriaceae.